This is a messenger RNA of Parnassius apollo (apollo), 948 nucleotides long. The record is from the annotation of a GenBank genome assembly. NCBI's taxonomy places the organism in Eukaryota, Metazoa, Arthropoda, Insecta, Lepidoptera, Papilionidae.
AUGCAUGGGACUGUACCAUGGAUGACAGUGACGCCCCUGUGUCCACCUUCUCCUGCACGAUGUCGUUACGAUGCUUCAGUUAUUGAUGAACAUUUUUAUUUUGUUGAAGACAAGAAAUUUAAAAUAGUCUACGCUGAAAAAUACUUGAGUUUGAGUUGUCCGGAGAAUGCAACACUAGAAAGUGUAUCGAUGCCGCGGUUCGAGCGCAUGGUGCGCGUGCAGCACGUGGAGCUGACGGCAUGCGUGCCGCCCGCCGGCCCGUACGCGCGUGCUCUCGCGCGGCUCAACAUCAGUGCGCUAGACCUGCUCGUGCUGGCGCGUCCGCGCGGCGCCUUGCGACCGCAUCAUUUCGACGGUAUCAACGUGUCCGCCCUCUUCAUCCGCGGUUCGGAACCAAUACAGCUCGAGCGCGGCACGCUCGCGUCUCUGUACGCGCUGCUCGACUUGCGACUGGAACGCGUCUCGCUCACCGACAGUGACCUCAUGGAGAUGCCGGUGGGUCUGCGACGGCUCAGCAUCUCCAGUUGCAACGUGAGCUUGCCGCGAUCGGCACUGGACAGACUGCAAGAGCUGAUGCACGUGGUGGUGCGAGAACCUCGACUGCACCAGGCCCCAGAUCUUCGUGCCGUUGCAUCACUGCGGGAUGCUGUAUUCGUGGCACCGCUGGACGUAGUGCCGAUGUCAACGAGUCUGGAGAACGUCACCGUGUGGUCGGCGCAGCGGCUGGAGUUUAACGGCGGAUGCGAGGCACUGGUACGGCUGCGCGUGAGCGGCAGUGCGGGGGUGGGGGGAGGCAGGGAGAGCGGGUGCUGGCGGCAAGCUGGCUGGCGGGCUGUUCUCGCCUGCGCGAGCUGGAGCUGCAGCAGCUGCAUCUGGUCUCGCUGCCCGGUGGGAUGCUGCACGCUGCUCGUGAUCUGCGUUCGCUGGUGCUUCGCGGCUGCCAGCUAA